Molecule: messenger RNA, 1899 nt
Organism: Pieris macdunnoughi
Lineage: Eukaryota; Metazoa; Arthropoda; Insecta; Lepidoptera; Pieridae
Source: the annotation of a GenBank genome assembly
AUGCGCGCGCGUUGGUGUUGUGUGGUCUUGUGUGCAUUCGUGUUGGUGGCAAGAACUGGGGCCUUGCCACCGGCCGCUCUUGGCGAUGUCGUCGCUAACGCUGCUAGCAGCCUUAACUCCAUGAAGGUAACGGGUGCAUGGAGACGCCUCUCUAGUACGGUGAGCGAAUCGGAAGGUCUAAAGCAUGCUCUGCGAAGGUUGCAGAAUGUGCCCCAGAGAGCAGUGCGACUGGUCCAUGCUUUAGUGGAUCGCAUGCGCGUCGGUGGCGGCCCUUUGGUCACCACGCGUCUUGGAUCGUUGCGUGGACGCAGAGUUGUGGCGAGAAGCACUCCGCAAGCACCAUAUUAUAGUUUCAAAGGAAUAAGAUAUGCAGAGCCGCCUCGAGGGUCGCUUAGGUUCCGGCCCCCAGCUCCACUGGAACCCUGGUCAGGAGUCCGCGAUGCUUUGGAAGAAGGUUCCGUCUGCCCUCAUAGGUUUAUGCUCUUCGAUACAUAUAAAGGCGACGAAGACUGCCUUUUUCUAAAUGUCUAUACACCAGCUCUGCCGGACCUUAUGUCGGGGUACAAUCCUCAACUCCCCGUAAUGGUAUGGAUCCAUGGAGGCGCAUUUGCAGUGGGUUCAGGAAAUGCAUUUUUGUAUGGACCAGAUCACCUCGUCGGUGCUGGAGUGGUGCUAGUCACCCUCAACUACAGGCUCGGAGCCCUUGGAUUUUUGAGUUUGGAAAAUGAAGAGGUAUCUGGGAAUAUGGGGUUAAAGGAUCAAGUGAUGGCCCUUAAGUGGGUCCAAGACAACAUUGAAUUCUUCGGAGGUGAUCCCAAUAGAGUGACCAUAUUCGGAGAGUCAGCCGGAGCUGCGUCUGUACAUAUGCAUAUGCUAUCUCCAGUUUCUAGGGGUCUCUUCCAUGGAGCGAUAGCGCAGAGUGGAUCAGCGACAUCCCCCUGGGCUCUUGCAAAGGAGCCGAAGAAUCGCGCCUUUGAACUGGGCCGAGAACUUGGUAUUGACACAAACAAUACGGCUGAAUUGUUAGGAUACCUUCGUGCCACACCCAGUGAGCUACUAGUGAAAGCUGCUGCGCGGUUAUUCGGAAUCGUUGGCAAAACUGCUGAUCUGCAGAGCACUGUUGCUCUGCCUUUCUUGCCGAGUGUUGAGCCUGAUAUACCAGGAGCAUUCUUCACGGAUGAGCCGAAGGCCUAUCUCCCAGGCGCUGAUGUACCGUUUCUCACCGGAUAUAACGCACAGGAAGGAAUUCUUCUAUUGCGUCGUCUCCAACGCUACCCCAAGUUACUGAACGAGAUAGAUAAUGAGUUUCAAAGAGUAAUACCUCCAAAACUAUCAACUGGUGGACCAGAGGCGGUGGCGAAAAUCGUAAACCAAGUACGAGCCUUUUACUUCCAACAGAGACCAGUUGAUAUGAGAAAUAUCGACAGUCUAAUUGAUCUCUUCACCGACAUAAUGUUCUUACGUCCAGCGUUGGAAACGGUCCGUUUCCGAGCCAAUACGACAAAGAGCCCGACGUACCUUUACCGUUUUGCCUUUGACGGAGCUUUAGGACUCUUUAAACGAAUGUUGGGUAUAACGUACCCCGGGGCGUGCCAUGGCGAUGAGUUGGGCUACCUGUUCUAUUUCUCAAGACUCAACUACAGGCUAGAUGGCGAGUCACCCGAGUUGACUGUUUCUAGAACCAUGGUACAAAUGUGGGCAAAUUUUGCUAAAACUGGAAGUCCAACUCCCCCAGUUGACUACGAGUCAAUAGUGAAUUUCAAUUGGCUCCCCGUCAAUACCGCAAAACCCAUUAAUUACCUCGAUAUUACCGAAACUGGGAACUUCACGCAGCGAAUUGACCCGGAAUCAAACCGGCUACACUUUUGGGACUGGCUUUAUGACAAUUCUAAACAGUAA